Molecule: messenger RNA, 1441 nt
Organism: Acyrthosiphon pisum (pea aphid)
Lineage: Eukaryota; Metazoa; Arthropoda; Insecta; Hemiptera; Aphididae
Exons: 4
Coding region: 471-1229 (252 amino acids)
Cellular component (GO): nucleus
Molecular function (GO): NAD+ poly-ADP-ribosyltransferase activity
Source: RefSeq, a predicted model, not a curated record
CGAUAAGUUACAACAACAAAAUAUAAGAAUGCUAAAAAUAAACUAUAAUUCGAUAUCAAAAACUCGUUCAUCCGGUUGGUCGUUCAUGUCCACUGUGCCACAGGUCACAGCCCAUAGGCCGCAGACAGUUUGCACUUUGCGCUAAUUUGACUAAUUUAUAGGCUACGGUCACUACAGUGAAUACGGAAUAGCGAAUGCGCUCCUCAGUCCUCGGAAAACCCGAAACCGAUAGCUCCAAGCUGAAACACAUUUACUCGUAGUUCAUACAAUACUCGACGUAGACCGCUAAGCAAACGUUUGUCGCUUAUAAACUCUUAUUAUUAUGUUUAAUAAUUUUAAAAUAAUAUAGUAUCGUUUAGGACAGGUGUAGAUCGUCUAUAAUUCUCUUUCGGUGUGUGUUGUACAACGGUGAUUUGACGCUGGUCGAAUAGCAAACGUUUCAAUCGACCACCCCGUGACGUUUCUGAACGAUGGCAAAUACUACGACACGGUCUUACGGGAAGACACCAACCCUUUCGUCGGACUUUAGCACGCACGCCAUGGCCCUUUUACGACGGCGGCACAAUUCCUCACCGAACAGCCAAAGUGCAAGGCUCGACAGCAGCCUGAAGUUCAAAGAAAUCCGGCGAAUCAAACGCGAAAUCCACGAUACCUUUCCUGAUUGCUAUGUCGAAUGGAUAGAGAGGGUCAACUUACCGGAGAUGUAUGGCAUGUACUUGUUGCGCAAAGAGGAAAUGCAGUUGGAAAACGGUGGAGCGGACGGUGUAAAGGAAAUGUUGCUGUACCACGUGACCACCAAGUCCAGGGCCCUGAAGUCGCUGAAGAGUGGACUCGACUGGCGCCUUACUCGGCGCUCCAGAUAUGGAUGUGGUGUGUCAUUUAGUGAAGACGCUGAGUACGCCGACAAAUAUGCCGACAAUUCUACCCGCCAAGAUGAACGAGUUAUCAUGAUAUGCUCCGUGCUCGUGAAAGAAACAUACGUUGUCAACCACAAAUGGAACGAGGGAAACAAUUUGAUUGCACCACCCGGCACGGCCGACACGACAGUGAGCAGUAAUGGUAACGUCUAUGUUAAGUACAAUGACUUUGACUUCUAUCCCCUGCAUUUGGUGUACUACUCCUAUCAGUCAGAAUAUGAUGACUACGAUGAGUACGAUGACAAUUAUUAUUGGCCAAAUCCUUUCAAAACCUUUGUCUUUAACAUCUACAACGGUUUUUAUCAAUAUUGAUAUUAUCUAUCAUACAUAAAUCACAGGUAGUAUUUUUAUUAAACACCGUAAUAGGUGAAAGCCAGGAAUUACUUAUUUUUGUUAUUGUUAAUACAUUCAAUUGUUUUUUUUUCAUUUAAUAUUUAUUUUUAAACAAAUUGACGAGAGAAUUCCAUCUAAAUGAUUCAUGUUUUUCUAUGAUAUACAUAAUAAAACGUUGACAAUGUCUGUAA